Labrus bergylta (ballan wrasse) is the source of this 8100-nucleotide messenger RNA. It is a transcript of the gene mbnl3, whose product is annotated as muscleblind-like splicing regulator 3. The record is from RefSeq and is a predicted model, not a curated record. Gene Ontology annotation, molecular function: RNA binding; metal ion binding. Gene Ontology annotation, biological process: regulation of RNA splicing. NCBI's taxonomy places the organism in Eukaryota, Metazoa, Chordata, Actinopteri, Labriformes, Labridae. Gene Ontology annotation, cellular component: nucleus.
CACAUUUGGUUGCAGAUGCCAGUCCAACCCCGCUUCUUUCCCUUCGCCGCGGCGCGAACACGUUUAUAUUUUAUCUGAUAAUUCAUACCUGACAAAAACAAGCUUUUCCGAAUUAUUUCACUUCCCAUCAUAAUUAAAGGCUGUGUGUCCGACUCGAAAUGCGUCUUGGCAAAUAACCAUUUUUAACUGGCGUAGGAGACACUGGAGUCUGGAUACGAUUGGACUGUAAACAGUCUGCAGCAAAACAAGCAAGGACAUGCAGGAGAGAGGUCAUUGAGGAUGAUGACAACAGAAGAAUUAUCAACGGCGAAGUGGGGGAUAGAAAGAGACUGAUAUAAGAGGAGGAAGUGGAACUCCAAAGUGCCUACUGUGCCGGGUUGUCCACUGCUGCUGGUUAGCUGCUGUCUGACUGCUGGACGAGAUCAGGUCUGGCUCAGUGUGUGUUUGGCCUUGAGUGGAGGCUGUAUUUUAUCCUGACAGCCACAGAGUCAUCCAUCCCACGUUGCUGAGCUGCAGCCCCCACAAACGCUGAGCCAAGCCGCCACCUUGUCUCAUCAGUGUGAGGACACCUACCCCUAUAAGGUUCUGCUUUUUGUUGUUUUUUGAAAUCUACUUUGUCAGACUUUUUAAAACAAAAAAAGCCCCACAGUGACUGCCUCAGCCGUGGCCAUGUUGACGUAAAGAUAACAGUGACUUUCCGAAGCUGUCGGUUGAUUUAGGUAAAGGCACAGACAUUCUGUGACACAGCCAAGCAUGCUGGAGUGAUGUCCUCAGACUAGUUUAGGUUUUUUCCUUUUUUUUUUUUGAGACGGAGCUGGCCUCUGCUCACAGUCAGCCCCCUCUAUCUCAUCGGCCUGAAACUUCAGCUGCCACUUUUCCCAGGAAGAACUAAUAAACAUCCCCUAAAAUAAACCACCCAAAAGGACUUGCUACCUUUUUGCACAGAGGAGAAAUAUUUUUGGUUCUGUUUCCUCUCCAUUUUGCUGGGGAUUUUUUAUUGCAUUACGAUUAGUCACUUUUGCUCUCAUUAGACAGUUUUCCGUCCAUCUGUCUCCACCGCUGCUCAGUGUUGUUGAGGGAUUCUGAUGGCUAUAAGCAUGAGCAUGGGACGGGACACCAAAUGGCUGACCCUGGAAGUGUGUCGUGAGUAUCAGAGAGGGACCUGCUCCAGGUCUGAUGUGGAGUGCAAGUUUGCCCAUCCUGCCCGGAGCUGCCAUGUGGAGAACGGCCGUGUCAUCGCCUGCUUUGACUCACUCAAGGGGCGCUGCACACGUGAGAACUGUAAAUAUCUGCAUCCACCUCCACACCUGAAAACUCAGCUGGAAAUUAAUGGGAGGAACAACUUGAUCCAGCAGAAGGCUGCAACAGCCAUGUUGGCUCAACAGAUGCAGUUCAUGCUGCCUGGAGCGCAGUUACAGCCUAUAACAGCAUUCCCAAUGACGCCUUCCCUGGCAACCAGUCACAGCAUGGCGUUCAGUCCUUAUCUGAGCCACAUGGGCCCAGGCAUGGGCUUCAUGCCUGAGCUGCUGCCCAGUACUCCCCUGCUGGUCCCUGGGAGUCCCACAGGCCUGGCAGCCAUGGGCAACGAUAACUCAGCACAAAAACAUGUGCGCACAGACAAGCUGGAGGUUUGUCGAGAAUUCCAGCGCGGUAAUUGUACGCGGGGUGAGAGCGACUGCCGCUAUGCUCACCCACUGGAAGCUGGAAUGGUUGACUGCAGCGAGAACUCGGUCAUUGUCUGCAUGGACUACAUUAAAGGCCGCUGCAGCAGAGACAAGUGCAAGUACUUCCAUCCCCCAGCUCACCUGCAGGCCAGGAUCAAGGCUGCACAGCACCAAGCCAGUCAAAACACAUCCUCCACAGCCUUAGGUCUGCCUCCAGGCGUCAUGCAGCUUCAAAAGAGACAGAUUUUAGAGAAGAGCAACGGCGCUGCUGCUACUGUCUUUAACCCAAGCAUGUUCCAUUACCAGCAGGCCCUUGCUAACAUGCAGCUUCAGCAACCAGCUUUUGUCCCCACUGUUCCCAUGAUGCACGGUGCCACCACCUCCACUGUUUCGUCGGCUUCGACCCCAGUCACCAAUGUUUCUUUCGCUGAAUCUGCCGCCUCCAAUCAGUAGACCCAUCAGAGCUUCUGACACCUGAUCCAGUGGAGCUCCAGUGCGUCCCCAUGGAAACACAUUUCUGCCCCGUCUCCAAACUGCUGGUGGCGGCUCCAGUGGCCCUAAACUCAGUCAGCCUUUCCCGAAACCCCAGUUAAAGCCCCACACUAUCAGGGGGGGGGGGGGGGGGGCGGUCAUCUUUCUGAAUGCAGCAAAUAUGUGCCUCACCUACAGCACACACUGACAAAGUGAGUGACAAAGUGAAACUUCUUAUAAGAUUGUAUUUAAAACAGAAAGCCGCGAUGUUUCACGCAAUACAAGCCUGGGCCUGUUACUGUUGCUGUCAAACAACCAUCUUGAUGUAGAGUGACGUGAUCAGGCUGAGCAAUAGAGCUCCCUCCUUCUUACAGCCAUGCAUCCCCUUACCUUAAAGUGCAGCAGACAUAUGCACACACACACACACACACACACACACACACACACACACACACACACACACACACACACACACACACACACACACACAGACUACAGGCCCUUUAUGGGUUGAGGCCAUCGUCUGUUCCAAAGUCAGAAACUCUGAAAGUGAAUUCUGGAAAAUCAGACUAUUUGGUUGGACCUGUCGCUGGUCUACAAACAUCAUGUGUUGUCAAAAUGAAAGAGUGUUUCAUAUAAUGUCAUGUUUACGUUUCAAGUUUGGCUACAAAUGUAACAUUUACGUCGUGUCAUGUCCAUCAUUUAGCCUGUUCUCUUCGUCUCAUAUUGCCUGAUGAGUCAUCAGUGAGUCAUCGUUAAUUUCUUUGUGCCUUUAAUUUAUGUGCCCAGCUGCAGAGAAGACUUACAUUUGAAACAUCGAUUAAAAUAUGUGGUUAUUUACUCCCUGAAGGCAAUAUCUAUUAUACAAAAAGUCUGUAUAUGGCCUAUAGCUCUUACUGUAAGAAAGUCCAGUCAUCACAGUUGUUGCUGCUUUAAAUGUACCGGUGUGUUUUUCCCAAAAAACGUUAAGUAUGUUCAGGAUUGUCUUUUGGUUUUAAUAGUCAGUAUGUGAUACUCGAUCUAAGCAGCAAAUAAUGAGUUUAUUUCCAUUUUAUGCAAAACUUAUCACAAAAUUAGGAUUCAGCACCUCUUUGCUAAAGAGGCGCGAAAAUGAGACAUUUCAAGGAUUCUUCAUUUAAGAAAAAAAUACUUACAGACGUGACGUUUGUUCUCUUUGAACACUGAUAUUGAAUAAGAAAAGUCAAAUUAUUACAGUGUUGAAUUUCCGAUUGUGUUUAAUGGAAGUGAAGGGUAGAUGUGGUUGUGAUGAUAGAAAGGAAGGUUUAUUUAUUUAUGGCCUUUAAAGAUGUAAAAUAAUGAUAAUCUGCAGGAGAAGUCUUGUUUAUUUCAUAGUACAACUAUGAAUCAUGGCACAAACCCACAUUUUCAGUGUUCAGUUCAACUGAAAUCAAAUUAAAGGUGAAAUCAACAAGUUCACUUUUAAAACGACAAGCUCAUAUCUGAUGUAGGAGUUCUUGCACAAGACAGAAGCUGGAUUGGUUUCCUGAUGUUGUGCCUAAAGUCAGUGUGUGCCAAGAUCGGCCCUGUUUAAUCGGAUACCUGAAUAGUACCUUCAAAUAAAUAUCUCCCUCUCAAAUGAAAGACAUAUAUAAAUGUGGUUUGUGUAAUUGUAUUCUUUUGUGCAGCUUUAGGAUCGAAUAUGUGGCACAGGAGGUUUAUGUUUCAUGGCUCUUUAGGGAGAAAGCUUCGAACUUGAACACGUCCUGUACGGCUUUCCCAUGUUUCGACUUUUCUACCGAUGUGUGCAUUUUGUCAAACUCAGACAGAAUAUGGCAGCCAUGGUGUUAUUACAACAACCAAGUUCUGGUAAAGCCUUGAGCUGGAAGAAUGAUCACGUGUUGGAUGACUGAUUGUUAAAAUAGUGACAGACCAGGUGUCAUUUUGGUUUCCAAAUGUCUGUAAGGAAUGCUCUGUGGGUGUGACAUAUUGACAAAAAGGCUUUGGAAACUUGACUUAAAUUAAUAAUAUCUAAAUUCAAAUGUGCCUCUUUCAAGUCUCCUCCACCACUGUCAAUACACUGUAAGAACAGACCAGUGCUCAAAGCUAGAUUUAAUAACAUUAUUGAAAUGAUAUAUCACAUCUGUACUAUGUAAUUCUCUGAGACAGCUGUGCUGUCUUAUGGUUUAUGUACAGAAUUAAAUUACUGAGUUGUUUGCAUACAUAAGUGUGUCAAAAGAGAAAUGUAUCACAUCUUUGUUUAGUUUGAAAUGCUGCUGAUGUGGUCACAGCUGCCCCUGAGAAUAGUUCAUUUUAUACAAUGUUGUGUAUUGUGAAUAUAUCUAAUGCAAAAACUCUGGACAUGCCCCUCUCAAAGACAGGCAUUUUGAAAUGUAAUGACAUACUACGUACAUAAAGACUAUCUCUGAGGCCACAUAGGUACCAUGCUGAUACUGUGUCAAGACUUAUUCAAGUAUGUGUAUUGUUGUAUAGGUUUAUAUUUAAUGUUGAUGGAUGCUGUGAAUACUUUUGCAAAUAUCUCUCACACUCACGUGCAUUGUGGUACCAUGUAUUGGUAGUCAGUUUUUGCACCCCUAUUUUGGAAAGUGCCCAAAGUGCACCAAUGAACAGUAGAAUAAUCAUUCGACCCCAAUUGUAAAAUACUUUUGAGCAUUUGUUCUGUUUUCCAUUUCCAUUUUGAAAUUUCCAAAUUUAAAAAAGUAACAAUUCAGGGAGACAAUCCAGCAGGAGGAGCAAGUGUGUAAUCCAUUCACUGGCUUCUUAAUAAGAACACUGCUACAGUAACAGUGUGCAGUGGGGACAAAUAGGAAGGUCAGAUUCCUGGAAUUUACCCCGAGUCCAUGCGGGUGAAUGUUUGCUUCUUGUUAACAGUCUUGCACCCAAUUCAGUGUGCCACAGUUACUAUAGCAGCAGACCCUGAUCUUCAUGUUAAUUUAGUAAACAUUUUUCCUGCAAAAGUAGAGACCUCUUAUUCACUUUUUCAAAUUAAUUAUGUCCUUCCGUUAUUUAUGUUUGGCUGCUUACCUGCCAGAAUGUAGAAUGAUAUGAUUGAUAUAAGCUAAAUUGACAUGUCUCCUUCCUAUGUAACAUUUUAUGCAAAAUGUCCAGUCUUAGAGAUAAAUCUUUAGGGUAGAUGUGAUCUGGUUCAAGGUCUUAAUAUCUGUGCAAAACAUAUGAGAGGAACGCCUUUCUGAUCCAACCCUUAAAACAAAAUGAACACAUGCAUAACAUCCAACAUUUCCUUAAUAUAUAAUUGUUCAAUUAAAAAUUAGGUAGCCUGUUUUAUUUUUGUUAUUGUACAUCGCUAAAGAAACAUACUUUUUUGGUACAGAAAUAUACUUCUCCUUAACCUCUGUUUUUGCCAGGUUUAACUGCUUCAUUUCUAUAUUCUUUGAAGAAUUUGGAAACUUUUCUCCCGCUCGAUGAAAUAGUGAUUGUAAGAAUGUCCAGACAUGAUUAGUCUGAAUCUUAUAGCUUUUAAAGACUAGCUUUGUCCAGCCAAGUUAUCAUCUAGCCUUGCUCUCUUUUCCCCCCUUUGACAUCAUUUUGCCUUCUGACUGCUGGAAAAAAAAGAUUGUGCCUCCAGUGGGCGUUCAAUUUUACAUUUAGGGGUAUGUAUUGAUGCACAGGAGCUUAUCAGUGAGGGGGAAUUAUGUUUUGGCACCAGAAAAUCGUUUUUUUACCACACAGACAUGAAUCAUUAGUCUGAAAUAUGCAGAAAGCUCUGGUCAUUGUGUGCGAUGAACAGAUCCUUUAGCAUGCAGAGGGUGAAUUUUUCUCCUGAGCAUACUUGAGUUGCCCCGGAACAGAAAAUGGACCUUAUUCUCACUCACUGUUUAAAGAUUUGAUAGCUGAAAAAUCUAUAGUUAAAAGUGAAAUUCAUUAAUGGUCAUUUAAGCUUUUUUUUAAUGUUACAUAAAAACACAGCAUGGAAAUAUAUUUAAAAAACAUUUAUACAUCAUAGAUAUAGUUUGUGUAGACCAACAAGAAAAAAUAGUAUAAUAAAAUCAUUUGUAUACAAUGAUGGAGUCAUUGUUAAUGGUAAUAGUUGCUGUUGCUAUGGCAACAAAAUGACAACAUGGCUACCUUUCUAUUAUCCUACUUGUGAAUUUUUUCACAUCCAUUGAAGUGACAUAAACACUAACUUAUUCAAAAAGGGAAUGUCUAAAUUAUCUUGUAAAUGCGACGCAAUUAAUAUUUUGUAUGAAAACUUAGGUCCUUGAUAUAUCCAAAGGUCCUUAGGGGAGAUCAGGUGUUAAUUUUGUGUUGUUUAUUUGACCUUAAUUUUUUUUGUUCUUGUACAUGGUGUUUUUGAGAUUUCAGAAUGGAGUUGGGCUUCUAAAGCCAACACCUUUAUGUAAGGGAGGUAAAGAGGCUUUUGGACCAUUGAAAGAGCUUCAUCUUCUCCUGUUAACCUUACUUAUAAAUCUUCACUUACCUGGAUGGUCCUCGGUCAGUUUCCUGUGUGACAAGGCGUGACCUUUAAUUUGUGAGUUCUGUUUCAGUUUGGGCCAAGAAGGUGGUCCAGAAGCCUCUUCCUGCCCAGCUGUGCUGGGUGAUGUCGAUCCUUGCUGAGGUGUAUACGAAUGUGUAACGUUCACCUUGUUUGCACUUAUGUACAUAACUAUGUUGAAAAUACUCUAAAUUUAUUUUGAAUAAAUAUAGAUAAAAGAGAUGAUUUAAAAAAAUCACAUCAAUGUAUUGUUUAUGAUAUGAGUAUGUCUGUCAUUUAAUCACAGCAGAAAAAAAUUGCUUUGUCCUUUUUUUUGUUUUUUUCACCAGAACCCUGUUAUUUUCAUAUCAUUGACUUUGGAAGACAUGAACGACUUGAUAAAAAGCUUUUUAUGUUCACGCAUUGAGAAAACUUUGUUUGAAUUAUACGUCAACAAGAAAAGUGGAUUUGAGGAAGUAGUUUAGUUUAGAAUAUGUGAUAUUAACCAGUGCUAACCUUGACUUUAUAUCUACAUCAUGAAUACACUUCUUCAGGUGCAGUCACGUCAGUCAGGCAGGCAGGAAGAAGACAGAAAAAGAAGAGCAGUUGUGUAAAUCACACUUUUGAGGGACCUCAUUCACCGGGUUAAAAAUUAACUUUCAUUUUGCCAUUUUAGAAAGUGGGCUGUUCUUUGCUCCUAUUAUUUAAUUUUCACAAAACAAUAAUAAAUCUGAAUUCUCCUCAGGACUUUAGCCAAAUUGCAAACAACCUGGUUUUCCAAUGUUACUCCUGCAGCAGCAACAUCCUUACACAGCUCUGUUCCUUUACAUUUGAACAUUUGAUUCCUCUUAAUUGCAAUUUAAGCCAGCAAUUUUGUUGCCAUGGCACUUGUCCUAGUGGUUGAUGGACUGAGUCAUGCUGGUGAAAGGGUUCACAGCCCUCUGAUUCCACAUGUGGGGAAAAGAACAUGUGGUCAGAGUGCACUUAUUAAACUGUGGGUUCCCAGUCACCCACAAGUGAAUGGGACUGAUUUUAUUUUAAAAUGUGUUCAUUCUUUCCAUUUGUUUAAAUGAUUGAUUUGUAAUUGUGCCUUUAUCAUGCAAAGUGUGGUUUUACUUUAAUGUUCUUCAUUUACAUUGACUUUAAGGGCACACAUAUCGUGUGUCAAACUUAUCCCUUUAUUAAAAAUACUUUUUUGGUGAAUUGUUAUUUAACUGGGUAAAUAUACAGACAGAAUGGCAACCUGUGGAAGAGGAUGAGGGCCAAAGACUGUUCAGGACUAAGCCAUAUGAAAAACUGUCUUUGAUGCUCGAGGACAGACUUAAAGUGACUGCUGUCAUUGAUCCUUACACUUGUUGUUUUCUUUUUUUUUUGUGAUAGAUCUUUUAUUAUUUAUGUUCAAACAUUGUUACACUUGUUGUUUUCUGUGUGUGGUGCUUGUGUGUGCUGCUUUGCCAAUUUAUUUUGCAGUGUAUAGUUAUUAAGAGUAAGUUACUGUGCCUAUAAUGAGUUCUGCCAUUUCUGUUUGAUCUUUAAUAAAACACAUUAUUGCGA